This is a messenger RNA of Hippoglossus stenolepis (Pacific halibut), 3909 nucleotides long. It is a transcript of the gene agap1, whose product is annotated as ArfGAP with GTPase domain, ankyrin repeat and PH domain 1. Bases 772 to 3450 code for a protein of 892 amino acids. The transcript is spliced from 21 exons. Gene Ontology annotation, cellular component: nucleus. The record is from RefSeq and is a predicted model, not a curated record. Gene Ontology annotation, molecular function: GTPase activity; protein binding; GTP binding. Lineage: Eukaryota; Metazoa; Chordata; Actinopteri; Pleuronectiformes; Pleuronectidae.
GGGCCCGUGACCUCAACACAUUUCAAGACUCCAUAUUCAAGAUGUUUUAUAAAGUUCAAGUUGUAUUAAUAAUCCGGGUUCAGCACUGGACCCUGAGCUCAUCCAGUGUUUGAGGUGUGAACAUCAGACACUCAGGUGACCCAUGGUGUUCAGGGAUCACAUGACCCCACUCCUCCUCUUCUUCAACCAGAAGCUGAUACUGGGUGAUCCAGAGGAGCCCAGGGACCUGAUGGAGAGACUGGUCUACUAAAUAUGUUCCUCCAACUUAAAAGAGGAAUAAAUAAAUGAAUAAAGACACAGAAUGACAAAACAAUUAUUUUGUGUGAAAAACUGUUUCGCUUCUUCCGGUUGAAUGGGUCUGUAGUUUUAUUGUGAAGGUCCUGCCGGAAGCGGCGCCGCUGUGCAUUGCGGUGGUGACGUCACGGCGGGACCGUGCGGGUCGGAUCAUGGAGCAGUGCGGGGCGCGAGACGCGGGGACGAUGUGCGGGACUCUGUGAAACACGCGCUGCGAACAACACCUGCGGAGCCGCACGAGCGUCCCAGGGAAUCGAACAGUGACCGCUGGCACCGGGAGGAGGAGGAGCGGAGGGACGGAACAGCCUCCCCGACAAACACCCACCACGACCCGCAGAGCGAGGAGCGAGCCGCCGCUUCCCCCCCCUGGAAGCUCGUGUCUCCGGCGGAGCAGCGUCUCCUCCCCGGGCUGCGGCUCCGCUCUCUGCCGGUAUGUGAGCGGACUCCACCGGAGGAGCGUCGACAGCAGCUGCAGUCAUGAACUACCAGCAGCAUCUCGCCAACUCGGCCGCCAUCCGGUCCGAGAUCCAGAGGUUCGAGUCCGUCCACCCCAACAUCUACUCCAUCUACGAGCUGCUGGAGCGGGUGGAGGAGCCGCUGCUGCAGAACCAGAUCCGGGAGCACGUCAUCGCCAUCGAAGAUGCGUUUGUGAACAGUCAGGAGUGGACGCUGAGUCGAGCCGUUCCUGAGCUGAAAGUGGGCAUUGUGGGUAACCUGGCCAGUGGUAAGUCUGCCCUGGUGCACAGGUACCUGACGGGGACGUACGUCCAGGAGGAGUCGCCUGAAGCUGACGUGGACGCAGGAGGUCGUUUCAAGAAGGAGAUCGUGGUCGACGGUCAGAGUCACCUGCUGCUGAUCCGAGACGAAGGAGGCCCCCCGGAGCCUCAGUUUGCGUUGUGGGUCGAUGCCGUGAUCUUCGUCUUCAGCCUGGAGGACGAGAUCAGCUUCCAGACGGUUUAUCACUACUUCAGCCGCCUCGCCAGCUACAGGAACACCAGCGACCUGCCGCUGGUGCUGGUCGGCACGCAAGACGCCAUCAGCUCGGCGAACCCCCGAGUGAUCGACGACGGCCGCGCCCGGAAGCUCUCCAACGACCUGAAGCGCUGCACCUACUACGAGACCUGCGCCACCUACGGGCUGAACGUGGAGCGGGUCUUCCAGGACGUGGCUCAGAAGAUCUCGGCCACCAGGAAGAAGCAGCAGUUGUCCAUCGGGCCGUGCAAGUCGCUGCCCAACUCCCCGAGUCACUCGUCCGUCUGCGCCACGCAGGUGUCGGCCGUCCACAUCACCCAGACGAGUAACGGCGGCGGCAGCCUGAGCGACUACUCGUCGUCGGUGCCGUCGACGCCCAGCACGAGUCAGAAGGAGCUGCGCAUCGACGUGCCGCAGACCACCAACACGCCCACGCCCGUCAGGAAGCAGUCCAAACGCCGCUCCAACCUCUUCACCUCGAGGAAGGCCAACGAGCCGGACAAGGACAAGAAAGGCCUGGAGGCUCGAGCGGACAGCAUCGGCAGCGGGCGAGCCAUCCCCAUCAAACAGGGAAUGUUGCUGAAGAGAAGCGGAAAAACCCUCAACAAGGAGUGGAAGAAGAAGUACGUGACGCUGUGUGACAACGGACUGCUCACCUACCACCCCAGCCUGCACGACUACAUGCAGAACGUCCACGGGAAGGAGAUCGACCUGCUGAGGACCACGGUGAAGGUCCCGGGGAAGAGGCCGCCACGCGCCGUCUCCACCUGCGCCGCCGUGCCCAGCCCCAAGACCAACGGGCUGACCAAGGACAUGAGCAGCCUGCAGCUGGGACAGACUCCAGGCACGGUGACCACCAGCACGUCCGUGUCCCAGAUGGCGAGCGGCCCCAGUCUGGUGUCCUUCAACAGCCGCGGCAUGGAGGGGAUGCACCAGCGCUCGUACUCCGUCUCCAGCGCCGACCAGUGGGCCGAGGCCACGGUCAUCGCCAACUCCGGAGUCAGCACGGACACGGGCCUCGGCGACUCGGUCUGCUCCAGUCCCAGCAUCUCCAGCACCACCAGCCCCAAGAUGGAGCCGCCGCCGUCGCCACACGCCAACCGCAAGAAGCACCGGCGGAAGAAGAGCACCAGCAACUUCAAAGCCGACGGCCUCUCUGGUACUGCGGAAGCCAAGCGCAAAGCGUGGAAACUAAAUCGUGUCGCUAGUCUGCGAAGCAUUUACGCCAACAGUCUGCACAACUCCGAAGAACAAGAGGAGAACUUUGAGUUCACCAUCGUGUCGCUGACGGGGCAGACGUGGCACUUUGAGGCCACGUCGUACGAGGAGCGAGACUCCUGGGUCCAGGUGAUCGAGAGUCAGAUCCUGGCCAGUCUGCAGUCGUGUGAGAGCAGCAAGAACAAGUCUCGUCUGACCAGCCAGACGGAGGCGAUGGCUCUUCAGUCCAUCAGAAGCAUCCGAGGAAACGGUCACUGUGCCGACUGUGAAGCUCAGAGCCCCGACUGGGCGAGUCUGAACCUCGGCGCCCUGAUCUGCAUCGAGUGCUCGGGCAUCCACAGGAACCUGGGCACCCACCUGUCCCGGGUGCGCUCUCUGGACCUGGACGAGUGGCCGCUGGAGCUCAUCAAGGUCAUGUCGGCCAUCGGCAACGAGCUCGCCAACAGCGUGUGGCAGGCCAACGCUCAGGGGCGCCUCAAGCCCGGGCCGGACGCCAGCAGGGAGGAGCGAGAGCGCUGGAUCCGGGCGAAGUACGAGCAGCGUCUGUUCCUGGCGUCGCUGCCGGGCACCGACCUGUCUCUGGGCCAGCAGCUGCUGAGGGCGACGGCCGAGGAGGACCUGCGCGCCGUCGUGCUGCUGCUCGCCCACGGGUCCCGACAGCAGGUCAACGAGACGUGUGGCGAGGGAGACGGACGCAGCGCCCUGCACCUGUCCAGCCGCAAGGGCAACGUGGUCGUCACGCAGCUGCUCAUCUGGUACGGCGUGGACCUGAUGGCGAGGGACGCCCACGGUAACAGUGCGAUGGCGUACGCUCGGCAGGCCAACAGUCAGGAGUGCGUGGACACGCUGGCUCAGUACGGCUGUCCUGACGAGCGCUUCCCGCUCAUGGCCACGCCCAACCUGUCCCGCCGCAACACCAACCGCAACAACAGCUGCAGCAGCAGCGGCAGCACCGCCCUCAUAUGACUGCAGCGCUCGGACACGUGGAAACACACUCACACACAUUUGGGAGAAUCCUCAUCGUUUAUUUUGGGAACCACUACCUGUUGUGACUCUUGAGCCCCGCCCACCUCACCUGACGACCACCUGACGGCUCGUCCAGACUGAUUUAAAGGUGACGCCAUGUUUGGGAGAAGAAACCCAAAGCAUGCUGGGAAAUGUGGUCCACGGGUGGCUCGUCAUUGGCUCAUCAGAGCUCCUUGGGAAAUAAUCACAUGACUUAUGGCGUCCAAUCAGGGCGCAGUCUGAAGCUCUACGGACAUCAUACCUCAUCACACUACGCGGCCAGUUCCUGUCAAUCAAGAAUCCUCGAAAGACUUGUCCAGCUCCACAGCCAAUCAGAAUCCACGCCCCCUUUCCCGCCAAAACAUAUCUUCAGUGAGAUGAAGACGAUAUCAAGGAAUCGUGGGAGGAAUCCCCCGAGAC